Toxoplasma gondii ME49 is the source of this 1689-nucleotide messenger RNA. Its product is annotated as 50S ribosomal protein L13, putative. Gene Ontology annotation, molecular function: mRNA binding; structural constituent of ribosome. The coding region runs from base 446 to 1141 and encodes 231 amino acids. NCBI's taxonomy places the organism in Eukaryota, Apicomplexa, Conoidasida, Eucoccidiorida, Sarcocystidae. The record is from RefSeq and is a predicted model, not a curated record. Gene Ontology annotation, cellular component: mitochondrial large ribosomal subunit; ribosome. The transcript is spliced from 6 exons. Gene Ontology annotation, biological process: negative regulation of translation; translation.
GCGUACUUUCGUACAUUUUUCGAGCGGCCCUUUGCUCAAGGAAUGUUAAUGUCCAUCGAGUUCUAUCAUCAAUGCUAUGACUGUUUGGACAUGUUUGCGGUACACGAGCAGCUAUACGCUGGGAGGCUUUGCAGGCGAGCCGUCAGACCCCACCACGGGGUAAAGAAAUCGCCAUCGCCAUAUCGUGUAAUUGCGUCUUUCUCCGAGUUUUCUGACGCCCUGCUUUCUGAGGUAUUUGUUCCGGUUUCCGUGGUGUGUAGUUAAUCGCUGUGCUCUGUUUCUGUGCUUGACCCAUCGGCCGCGCCAAAAUGGCCGGUGCAAGGACCCAGCUCUCGCGUAGAGGUGGGUCUGCGUUCUUUACUGUUUGCCGUCUGUGAGUCCUUGAGAAGAGCAAAUCACCUGAUUUUUCCGCUUGCGUCGUCUCUUCUACUUGCUUCUCGCCACCAUGUGGACAUCUCUCCUCCGCCUCUCGCAAAGCUACCCGAAAGGGUCGUUUCAUGAAGGUCACAUCAACCCUUUCGCCGACGUCCAGUGGAUAAGUCGGCCCUUUAUGAAACGUAAUAUGCCCAGAGAUCACCACCCUCUUGCGAAGCAACACACGAGCCUGAAGGCUGUGACGAUGCUGGAUGAAGAGAGUGGCAAUCACUGGCAUGUCCUCGACGGCAAAGGAAGAAGCGUCGGAGGCUUGGCGGCGCAAGUCGUUCGUCUUCUCCAAGGGAAGCAUCGUGUCGAUUUUACUCCGCGCACUGCCGCGGGAGAUAGCGUGAUUGUGGUGAAUGCGAUUCAUCUCAAGAUGGCUGGACACACGUGGGAUACAAAGGUGUACAAGUUUGAUCGGAAAACUCAUCCGGCUGGGCCGAAAAUUAUCACGGCCAAGACGAUCAUGGCGCGAAACCCAGCUAUGAUUCUCAACUUGGCUGUGAAACGCAUGCUGCCUCCGAAUCGACUCCGUCCCAUCAUGUACAGAAAGUUGUUCGUCUAUGCAGGCGCCCUCCACCCCCACUGGCAAGUUCCUCAGGUCAUCGUCCCUGCUAAGACACCGGCAGAAGUUUCCUUUUUGCCUUUCUCCGUCGAACGUGCCGAUCCCGUUCAAGCUGCUGCGCGCAUUGCAGCUCUGGGGGAUCGCAUGAAGAUGGAGUAGCGCGUGUUUUGACUGGGAAGCAAAAGGGACGCAUCGGGAAAAGUGGAACUGUUUUGCAUUGAGCAGGACCAGGCGAAGAAAAGGGCACGCUUGCAUAGGUGGACAUUUUUACUCAAUUCCACAGAACCGCGGAACGGUGCUUUCCCACGAGAUGCGUGACGGGGCUUUAGUCGCCGGUUGUCUUCCUUGAUACGUUGUUCCCGCUCACUGAAACGACGACAAGCGGCAGGGCUGGGAGUUGUUGAAACGGUGAAUGCCGUUUUUCCAGUCGCAGGCAUUACCAUUAUUAUUAGUACCCACACACACUUGCGUCUGUCUGUUUGUCUCCUACAACCGUCUCUCCCGUGCCAUCUUCAGGGAACCUAGUUGUGUUUCAUCAUUAUGUCCUUUUCAAUCGUUCUGCACCGAUUUGUUGCUGCGGUUUGCUGGAAAAGGACCCUGGAGAUGGUUACAGCCCGAACGAUGGUACUGGCAGUAAUAGCAUCUGAGUAGUAGACUGGUCUCGUUGUUGAUACGAGCGAUAACAACAGUCCAAGUAUUGCGCCAGG